Messenger RNA from Notechis scutatus (mainland tiger snake), 3244 nucleotides. RefSeq names its product DENN domain containing 2D (gene DENND2D). The record is from RefSeq and is a predicted model, not a curated record. NCBI's taxonomy places the organism in Eukaryota, Metazoa, Chordata, Lepidosauria, Squamata, Elapidae. Gene Ontology annotation, cellular component: cytosol; nucleoplasm.
CUUCCCAGCCACCCGAAAGCUCCUCCCGCCCGGUGACUCCGGUGCUGCUACCGCUUUCACUUUUCCAGGUGUAAAAGUUUUAAGUCGGCACCAAGCGGGGCGAGGCGGCGGUGGCGGCAGCAGCUCGGUGCGGCAGCGAGCGAGCCGCCUUCGGCAUGGCGGGAGAGAGGUUCGUCCGCUUCUUCCGAAAUAGCCUGACACGGAGGUCGUCUAGGAGAGGUGACUCCCAGGAUACAAAUCCUACAGAAAGCAAAUCUGGUGCUGAUGUAAGGCUGAUACAAAGAAGCAGUUUUUCUUAUUCAGCUGGACACCCAUUUUUUGAAUACCUGGUUGUAGUCUCACUUAAAAAGGACAUAAAGGGAAAUUAUGAGCCCAAGAUUACCUAUCAAUUUCCAAAGCGUGAGAAUCUACUGAGAGGACAGCGUGAAGAAGAGGAAAGGUUGCUUCAGGCCAUUCCCUUGUUCUGCUUCCCGAAUGGUAAUGAAUGGGCACCCCUCAUGGAGUAUAAGAGUGAAACGUUUUCUUUUGUCCUUACCAAUAUUGAUGGGAGUAGAAAAAUUGGCUACUGCAGGAGACUGUUGCCUUCUGGACGAGAUCCUCGACUCCCUGAAGUUUAUUGCAUUGUAAGCUGUCUUGGUUGCUUUGGACUAUUUUCAAAGAUUUUGGAUGAAGUAGAGAAGAGGCGACAGAUCUCUGCAGCAGUCGUUUACCCCUUUAUGCAGGGCCUACGUGAAUCUCCCUUCCCAGCACCAGGAAGAACGGUUACCAUUAAAAGCUUCAUCCCCGAAUCCGGAACAGAGCAAAUUGAGCUGACCCGACCAUUGGAUUCUCACCUGGAGCAUGUGGAAUUUCAGGCCCUUUUAAAGUGCCUCAGUCCUGAGAAGAUACUUCUGAUAUUUGCCUCUGUAGUUCUGGAGAGACGGAUAGUCUUCCUGGCUGAUGAGCUUAGUUCCCUCUCCACGUGCAUUCACUCAGCUGCUGCUCUUCUUUACCCAUUUACUUGGGCCCAUACAUACAUCCCAGUGGUUCCAGAGAAACUUCUCAGUACAGUCUGCUGUCCUACACCAUUUAUGGUUGGGAUCCAAAAGCGCUACUUGGCAGAGGUUCUGGAUCAGCCUAUGGAAGAGGUGUUGCUUGUGGAUCUGUCCCAAGGAGUAUUCUUAAAAAUGGUUGGAGAUGAGGAGGAGAUUUUGCCACCCAAGUUGAGAAGUGAAAUGUUGCACUCUUUGCCAACAAUGAACAACAACAUCCAGACAUCUGAGGAAUUCAAUACACAAGUCUCGGACACCUUUAUACAAUUCUUUGUGAAGAUGAUUGGUCACUAUCCAGCACAUAUCAAAUGGAGCAGAAAUGGCACAGGCAGUUUCCAAGAACAAUCAUUUUGCAAGGCUAUCACCUCAAAGACCAACCGCAGAUUUGUGAAAAAAUUUGUUAAGACUCAAAUGUUUUCAUUAUUUAUUCAAGAAGCAGAAAAAAGCAAGAAGUGCAUAGAAGGAUAUUUUCAGCAGAAAUUAAAUGAAUAUCAAGAAGAAAAGAAGCACAGGAGACUCUCCUGAAUCUUUGCUUCAUAAGAGAAGAUUGGUCCUUUGGAGAUAGGCAGGUCUGAAACUGAUCAUCUACCUGGAUUAGGUCCAUAGGUGAAAGAUACCGUUGGUAUUAUUAGCUGUCCUGGUAGUACCUGUGCUUUGUACGUAAACCAUGAAAAGUCACGGGGAGCCUUGGAUACUGUUUUCUAUAUUUUCCUUUUUCUUGUGGCUGGCAUUACAUGCUGCUGGUUACUUGCCUGAAAUUUUGUAGUCCAACUGACAAUCAAAGCUGCAGUUCCACAGAAUGAAUGGCAAUAUAAAAACUGUAUAAUGGAACACUUCUAAUAGGGUGUUGAUAAUAGGGUUCUAAAAUUUUUUUAAAUUUUUUGUCAGAUACAGUAAACAAUGCAUAAGAGAGAGAAUGCACUGGAAAUAAUGAGACAAUUACAUUCAUUGAAAACAUUUUUAUUCUCAUUAAACUGGUUUCCAGGCCAAAAAUCUUAUGUUGAAUGUUUGUACUUGAUGCGAUUAUAAAAUGGAUGUUAAAUUGUUACAUGAAUUCUAUACUUUGUUUAUGUUUUAAGAAGCAAUGCUUGUCCCACUAUCACAUGAAAUUUCUCCUACUAAACAAUUUAAAGGAGGGAAAUAGAACCACAAUAUUAAAGAAUGACUUGAAGAGCAUAAGAAUAAAGAAAUAGAAAAGCAAACAGAUUCCCAGUUGAUUUUGUAAAGGAGGUUGUCCACCCAAUUUUACCCAUUCCACCACUAUAAAAUAUAAUCAAUGAAUUGGGAGACACACAUUCUUGCACUGAAUGUUGGGGAUCCAGGAGAAUAAGCAAACCCGAGGAUGCUAUCUUUGAGGGACUGUUGCUGUUCCCUAGCAUCAUAAGAGGCAUUGUAGUGUCACAGUUAGAACAAGUAACUGCCAAUGAAUAGUUACUCAGACAUAUUUGUUCCUAUUUGAAUGAAUGAAAUUCUUAGGGGCCUAAAUCUUGGUGAAUUUCCAGUGCUAAUUUGGAAAAUAUUAAUCAAAGCUAUCAUUUAGCUAGGAAAAAAAUCAACGAUUUCCUACAUCUAGUGUUCAUUUCCAGGAUGGUUGACCAUACAUCAUCCUCCAGAUUUUUAGUAACUUCAACGAUCUGAUGGUUAGCUACAUUAGUUACAGAUGGUAAGAACUGAAAUCUAAUACAGUUGAAUAGUACUAGGUUGCUUAGUUUACCUUUAAGUUCUUCUUGAUAUGUUACAAAUACUAAUAUAGACACUGAGUAGUUGGUUCCAAUAUAAUAUAAAUCUGAUAUGUAAUAGUUAUCUCAGGAGCUGUAGAUUUUGCAUACCUUUUCUAAAGAUAGAAAGGUUGUCUUUGUUCUCCCUGAAAUAUUCUGUCACUAUGCUGAAAUAGAGAAUGCAAGUAAAGGAUUAGCUUGGAGAAGACUGGAUCAACCAAAUCUGCUAUCUUCCAAUUUCCCCAACAUGCUUUGCCUCAAGAAUAAAUAAGUAGUACCAUAUCUUUACAACAGGUGGAAAAUAUUUUAAAAAGCAGUGGGAAGGGGCAAUAGAUGUCCCUCUUGCAUAAGUUCAGCAGAGUUUAGGAUUUGAGAAUGUGAGGCUUGGUUUGGUUUGUCACAUUGUUUUGUUGUAUACCAAUUAUUGCUAUCUUCAGUUCAACAAAUGUAUGUAUAAAGUUGAACAUCAUGCCAAAUAUAACUACUUUUUCAGAA